Messenger RNA from Prunus persica (peach), 805 nucleotides. RefSeq lists its product as uncharacterized. The coding region runs from base 26 to 685 and encodes 219 amino acids. The record is from RefSeq and is a predicted model, not a curated record. The transcript has a single exon. NCBI's taxonomy places the organism in Eukaryota, Viridiplantae, Streptophyta, Magnoliopsida, Rosales, Rosaceae.
GGUUGGCGCCUUACAAUAUCUCACCAUGACUCGUCCUGAUAUCUCAUACGCUGUUCAACAUGUCUCUCAAUUUAUGGGAUCACCCAGUGAUGUUCAUUUUGAAGCUGUCAAACGGAUUUUAAGUUAUCUCAAAGGCACCCUUGGAGUUGGCCUUCCUGUUCGCAGGUCUUCUGACUGUUCCUUCUUAGUCGCCUAUUCCGAUGCAGAUUGGGCUGGCUGUCCUGACACUCGUAGGUCCACAAUCGGGUAUUGUGUAUUCUUGGGACCCAACCUCAUUUCGUGGAGUGCCAAGAAGCAGCCCACCGUUUCCCGUUCUAGUGCCGAAGCCGAAUAUCGAGCUCUUGCUUAUGCCUGUGCAGAUACUUUGUGGAUUCAAGGUCUCUUAACUGAACUUCGUUGUCCGCUUACUCGUCCGGUUUUACUUAACUGUGACAACCUGUCUGCCACAUACUUAGCCGCUAAUCCUGUCUUCCAUGCUCGUACCAAACACAUUGCUAUUGAUUAUCACUUUGUCCGUGAACGGGUCGCCUCUGGCAGUCAUAAAGUUCAGUUUGUUCCUUCUCAACUUCAGCUUGCAGAUGUCUUCACAAAAGGGUUACCAGCUGACCGUUUUGAACAUCUUGUUUCCAAACUUGUCACCUAUCCGGUGUCCAGUUUGCGGGGGAAUGUCAGGCCGUUAUCUUAAUUAUGACUGCAUAUAAUUGCUUGCAGCUGUUAUGCUAUUAUUAUUAUAUUGUAGUAACUGAUAUGGCAGCUGUUAUGCUAUUAUUAUUAUAUUGUAGUAACUGAUAAGUUUACGUUUAUG